GCGACAUUCAAAGCAUUUGGACGGCUCUGAUUACAUAUUCUUAAUAGUGUUUCGCGACGGUCUAAAUAUUCCGCUCCGUUGCCCGGCUGCUAUUCCUCGUCUCACUCUCUCUCUUUGGUCCUCGUUUGUUGGGAGAACAAAGCGAUUAAGCGAAUCCCUUUUGUCUUCUCGGAUCUAGGGUUUGGUUGCUCCGAUCAUGUACAGAGCUUUCGGCUCCCACCUCAGGGCUCUCAAGCGCCAUGUCAGUGGUACUGGAGGUAUUGGUGCUACCACUAGAUCUGCAAGUACAAGUGUUGCAAAAAGGUCUUCUGGUGGAUUUUUUAGCUGGCUUACUGGGGAGCGGUCCAAUCAACUUCCCCCUCUAGAUUUUCCACUUCCGGGUGUUACACUUUCUCCUCCUUUGCCUGAUUAUGUAGAGCCUGGAAAAACAAAGAUCACAACUCUUCCAAAUGGUGUCAAAAUUGCAUCUGAAUCAUCACCAAACCCAGCUGCAUCGAUAGGACUAUAUGUUGAUUGUGGUUCUGUAUAUGAAACACCUGUUUCAUCUGGGGCCACACAUCUCCUGGAGCGGAUGGCCUUCAAAAGUACAACAAACAGGAGCCAUUUGCGUAUUGUCCGUGAAGUAGAAGCAAUUGGAGGCAAUGUUACGGCAUCAGCUUCUCGUGAACAGAUGGGUUAUACUUUUGAUGCUCUGAAAACAUACACGCCUGAGAUGGUUGAGGUGCUUAUUGAUUGUGUUAGGAAUGCUGUUUUCCUUGAGUGGGAGGUCAAUGAACAGCUGCAGAAAGUAAAAGCAGAGAUAGGAGAAAUUUCUAACAAUCCCCAGGGUUUGCUCCUUGAGGCUAUUCAUUCUGCUGGCUACUCUGGUGCAUUGGCAAAUCCUCUGAUGGCUACUGAAUCUGCAAUAAACAGAUUGGAUGUUAAUAUUUUAGAGGACUUUGUUAAGGAGAAUUAUACAGCUCCUAGAAUUGUUCUUGCGGCAUCAGGUGUGGAACAUGAGGAGUUGGUAUCAGUUGCUGAACCACUCUUAUCUGACCUUCCAAAGAUGUCCCGGCCCGAAGAGCCAAAAUCUGUUUAUGUUGGAGGAGACUAUCGAUGUCAAGCUGCUUCUGCACAAACACAUGUUGCUCUUGCUUUUGAAGUUCCUGGUGGCUGGCAUCAAGAGAAGGAAGCCAUGACGCUGACAGUACUUCAGAUGCUCAUGGGUGGAGGUGGCUCUUUCUCUGCUGGAGGUCCUGGGAAAGGGAUGUAUUCUCGGCUUUAUCUUCGUGUCUUAAACGAGUUCCAACAAAUCCAGUCGUUCUCUGCUUUCAACAGUGUUUACAAUAAUACUGGAAUUUUUGGAAUUCAUGCAACCACAGGUUCGGAUUUUGUUUCCAAAGCUGUUGAUCUGGCAGCAAGAGAACUUCUUGCAGUUGCAACUCCUGGACAAGUUGACCAGGCACAACUUGAUCGUGCCAAACAGUCAACCAAGUCUGCCAUUCUGAUGAACCUGGAAUCAAGAAUUGUGGCAUCGGAAGAUAUUGGGCGUCAAAUUUUGACAUAUGGAGAGAGGAAACCAAUUGAGCAUUUUCUGAAAGCUGUUGAUGAAGUUAAACUACAAGAUAUAACUUCAAUUUCUCAGAAGAUCAUUUCUUCACCACUGACAAUGGCAUCUUGGGGAGAUGUUAUCAACGUCCCCAGUUACGAAUCUGUCAGCCGAAAGUUCCACUCAAAAUAAAUGUCUCCGCACCCGAAAGCUUGCAAGCCUUUUCUGCAAUUUUGCAUAUGCGGACAUGGAGCUCCCUUAUCAUCAUGGCCUUGGCAGCAGAAAAAUAAAUGGUUUUGAAUUGUCCCCUUCAAAAAUUUCAUGUGGAUCAAUAAUUUUUUGGUUCGUUGCAAUCGUGACUUGCAGUUUCCUCGCCUGAGCUUGGAAACCAGGUUCUUAACAAGGUUGUCUAUUUCUUAUGAUUAGAAUUUUGCAGCUUCUAUCCAUUACUUAGCCAUGCUGCUAAUUUCUUAUACUUGGCUAUCAUGAAAGAUUAUUUUUCCGAAGGCCAAUUGUUGUUCA
Molecule: messenger RNA, 2050 nt
Organism: Elaeis guineensis (African oil palm)
Lineage: Eukaryota; Viridiplantae; Streptophyta; Magnoliopsida; Arecales; Arecaceae
Product: mitochondrial-processing peptidase subunit alpha
Biological process (GO): proteolysis
Cellular component (GO): mitochondrion
Molecular function (GO): metalloendopeptidase activity; metal ion binding
Source: RefSeq, a predicted model, not a curated record